AUGUUUGGAACAAAGGGUGGACGUGAAUAUCUCAUGACAGUGAGAACUACAUUUGAAAAUAACCGUGAGAAAUAUGAUGAAUUUCUUAAGAUCAUGAAAGACUUUAGGGCUAAUAGGAUUGAUCAUAUUUCUGUCAGAUCACAAGUGAGAACACUCUUUGAAGGUCAUGAAGAGCUGAUUGUGGGGUUGAACCAAUUCUUGCCUAAGCGUUCCAUGAAAUCACUCGGGAGUUUCCAACGUCAAGAUGUAACAUUUGCGGACGCUAUUGAUUAUGUCUUCAAGGUUAAGGCAAGAUUUGAGGAUGAUGAUCGUCCAUACAAAUCAUUUCUGGCAAUAUUGAAGAUGUAUACAGAGUACGAGAAAAACCAUGCAGAGCUGUACGAUGAGAUUUGUGUCAUAUUCCGAGACCAGGACGACUUGCGUGAGGGUUUUGCUCAGUUUCUCCCUCGUUGA
Microthlaspi erraticum is the source of this 453-nucleotide messenger RNA. NCBI's taxonomy places the organism in Eukaryota, Viridiplantae, Streptophyta, Magnoliopsida, Brassicales, Brassicaceae. The record is from the annotation of a GenBank genome assembly.